This is a messenger RNA of Perkinsus marinus ATCC 50983, 1146 nucleotides long. RefSeq names its product Rab2, putative. Bases 1 to 1146 code for a protein of 381 amino acids. The record is from RefSeq and is a predicted model, not a curated record. Gene Ontology annotation, biological process: regulation of endocytosis. NCBI's taxonomy places the organism in Eukaryota, Perkinsozoa, Perkinsida, Perkinsidae. Gene Ontology annotation, molecular function: GTP binding; GTPase activity. The transcript has 9 exons. Gene Ontology annotation, cellular component: endosome.
AUGGCGAUGGCUGCUGCUGCACUGUCCUUAUCACCGAUGAGGCAGCGGAAGCAAGAGAAUGAAUAUGAUAUACGGCUCAAGAUCAUUAUAAUAGGGGACGCUGGAUCCGGAAAGUCAUGUAUAAUACGACAAUUUCUCGAUGGUGUAUUCAACGACCAAUCUGAGCAUACUAUAGGGGUAGAGUUCGCCAGCAAGGUCAUUAAGGUCAAUAGCAAACGGGUGAAGCUACAGAUAUGGGAUACAGCAGGCCAACAGAGGUGUACAGGGUACCGUAGUGUAACACGGAGUUAUUAUGGAGGUGCAGCUGGUGUGGUACUAUUGUAUGAUAUCACAUCAAGAGAGAGCUACAACCAUCUACCAGGAUGGCUUCAAGAUGCUCGAUGUCAGACAGGCCAGAAAGACUUGUCUGUGGUCAUAUUAGGAAACAAGAAAGACCUUGGGUCUGAUCAACGAGAGGUAUCCUUUCUUGAGGCAAGUCGCUUCGCCCAGGAGAACUCGGCUUUAUUUAUGGAGACAUCAGCUGCUACAGGAGAAGGUGUACAAGAAGUAUUCCGAACACUGACUACUCGUAUAUUCAACAAGAUCGAUGAAGGACUACUGGAUCCACGAUCGAUAACCAUUCCUCCAUCACCAUCUCCUCAUCCUCCUCCACCACCACCUGUCGCCACACAAGAUGAUAUAUACAAUACGAACACUGCUGGUGGGAUAGUUCCCACACCAUGGUGUCUGCCAGCAUUGCUAAUAGCGUGCUGGCGUGGUGAAGAGGGAAAAGAUGGUACGCCAAUGAAGAGGAUGGGUCAUGAGAAUGAUGACAUGUCCACUGUAGAUGCCAGUGCUGUUGCUGCUGCUCAUAAUGAUGAACCCACUCCAUACCUAUCGAUGCAAGCAAAUAAUCGGUUCUUCGUUGGGCGAGUCAAUCUCGAGAACGACAUAGCAACUCUCAUGACAUAUGACCAUCAGUCGAUCGAGAUGCCUCUGUCACUACUGCCAGAUCCUUUGGUAGCAGGCGAGGUUAUGAGUAUGAAGGUAAGUCGAGACCCUUCCGUAGAGGAUAAGAGAAUGCAAAGGAUAUUCCAACUACAGAAUGAUAUUGCUGAAUACCUCAGGGAUAAGGACACAUUGGAGCAGGGUGACGAUGCUCUUUGA